UAGUGAUUAUUAAUUUGCUAAUAAGAAGUAUUAACUGCGAUCAGUUGAUUUUGUCCGAGACCUUUAGACUACGCACGACGUGUGUCAUACUUAUGCGUAUUGCAUAUAGGUAGUAUGCAACGAGAAUGGAGAACUAGCGUCAUUUGCGUGGGUGUGACUGCGUGGUUGAAGAUUCACGGACGGCCUCAUGGAUCGCAGAUGAUCCAGCUCAAUCGUCGUAACAUGUGCACGCGUAAAUGGUAUUGCCUCGAAACGCUUGUCCUGUUCUUGGCGAACCAUGACGAUUCGAAAGGUGUGAAUACGCGACAAAUAAACGCGCGUUGAAGAUCGAUGGUGUACGUACACCGUAAUUCCAGCCAUCGAACGUAUUCACAUCGAUGUUGAUCUCGAGAAUCGAUCAAUAAAAAAAAGUCGCGUCUCAGUGAUUUCGAUGAAACGUUCAGGGUAUCAUUAAAACGUAAUUAUUAAAUCCGUAAUUGGUAACUCGAAGUAAUUCACGACCUUAAAUGAAAGUAAAACACGAUUUUUAGAUUCCAAAUUGAACAAAGUCAAACUGUGAAAACAUAUACCUAUAAAUAUAUACAUGAAUCUAGUGUACAAAGUGUUAAAUAAAAAAAAAGUUUUCAUUUAGUGUGUUAUAUGAAGCGUCUCUCCGAGUUAACAUCUACUACCUGGAGGUUCGCGGUCUCGAAUCGGUUGAUCGAGUGCCAACAUCGAGAAUGACGUCAGCGUCGCGGCUCACUUCCGGUCCUUCGCGCCGGUAAAACGAAAUUCUAACCGAAAACGAACGAUCUCGAAACUUUUCAACGAAUUCUCCGAUAUUCCGAAGUUAUUUCUUGCAAAUUUGGCAUUGCGAUGUGUUACAAGACAGUAUCAUAGAGAUUGAGUGUAACGGAACGUGUAUAAUGACAAAGCAUUCUUUCAAACGUAUAGUGUAAUUGGUGCAGAAGCUCGUUGCUCUCUUCAACCGUUAUAAUCAAAUAAUUGCUGUCGAAGAUGGUACGCGUUGCACGCUUGUCUCACGCGAAAGAAGAAGCGACAAAGAUGAGGGAUGCGAUUCCACAGAAAGGAAAUAAUAAUAAUAAUAAUAAUAACAAUAGCAGCAACAAUAACAACAACAAUAACGUAACCACGUUAAAAAGUAAACCUUCUUUGGAAAUUUAUCGACCUCCAGGAGGAAGAACGGAAGGUACCACGGCAAACAUAACUAAUCCACGAUUAAACGUACAUGCCAAGGAGUUCACUAUGAAGCAGAACGAUUCGCAUCCUUCUAAGUCUCGGACGAAUGCUUCAGAGCGGUCCCCGUAUUAUUUGCAACACAGUAAGUCGAGUGGCAACGUACAUCGGUAUCUUUAUGCCCAGCAGCAACAACAGAUACAAAAUACCCUUCAGCAACAACAUCAAAUGUCUCGUCACUCUCACAAUCAAAGUGGUCACCAUUCGACAGGAUCUGCAUUACGACAAUCACAUCCGCUCGAUACUUCAGCGUCAAGUGGAAAUAUAUUACAUUGCUCCGGUAGAGUUCACUUCAAUAUGGACCAAAACGACGUCAAAGCAAACGCGGUGAAACCUGCUAGGCUCACAAAGUCGUUAUCCUUUGUCUCCACUUAUGGAUUGAAGCGAUCGAAAAGCUUGAACGCAGCCGACGUGAUGGCUCCGAAGACAGUAAAUAUUUCAGAUGCUUCUGAAUUGGGCAAAUUUCCAGCUGUGAUUGAAGACACGCUUUCGAGAGCUAUAGAAGAUCCGAACCUAUUAAAUGCUCGAGCCUUAAUGGAACUCGUGCGACACAUUUUGGAGAGGGUCGUCGAGAAUAGAAAGUAUGCUGAGCCAGCAGCGAAAAUUUGCAUCACUAUUAUAGAGAAAGAAACAAAAGAAACUUUCUUGGAAUCUUUAUUAAACAUCUGUCAACAAUGGUAUCAAGAUCGAGUCAUGAAGCUCUACGAUGGAUCCAACUAUCGUUACUCCGCCUUCAUGACGUUCAUGAACGAAAUGUAUUGUCAGUUAAAACGGAGACAACUUCAGUUGAAGACACAACAGGAGGGCGUUCCUCCUGGACGUGUUCUUCUCACGCUGCUUUGGAAGUGUUGCCAAGAUUGCUUACAGCCUCCGAUUGUAAAUUCUUUGACUGAUCCUGACUCCCUGUUCUUCAUCUUAACCUGCAUUGGCAAAGACCUGGACACUGAAUUACCAGCCCAGUUACAACAAUUGCUUAAAACCUUAAGAGACGCUUUCCUCGGGGGAGGAAGGAUACUACCUUCAGUCCGGAAAACUCUUUUACAAUUGAUUGAACUUCACGCGGCGCAUUGGCAACUCCCAGCACCAGCAGUCGUUUAUUAUUAUCCUGGAUCGACUUCGAAAUGAUAUUUCCACUGUCUGGAUCUUUCUGUCAAUUCGUCGGCUUUUUGUCUGGAUACGCGUAGAUUUGUAACAUGCGUAUGAGCUCGUUGACAAAAUUAUUUGAACACACGCAAACUACAUCGACCGUGCGAAAACGAUUGCUGUCUGUGAGAGAAAGAGAAUGCAGGGAGUAGAGAAGGCAGUGUGGAUUUUAAACGUUUGACUAUCAUGAUUUGACAUUAAUUUCUAUUGGAAAUGCUAUAGAUUUUGAAUGUUGAUUGUAUGUCUUUUUUUUUUUUUCUUUUUUUUUAACAGUUAUAUCGCUUAAAAUAAUUAGAGGAUCUUAACGAUUAACACGGAAGAAUAUUGAAGUGCUACAAUAUUAUUUAAUAUUGUAGAUUCCUUUUCGAUACCUAGCUUGUAUAGUAACUCAUGCAACGUUAAACAAUCCUCUAAUAAUUUUAAGUACCUCUAAUCAACCAUUUGUGUUGGAACAACGCAUUAUGCACAUUGAUACUUAAUUUCAAAUGCGAAAAGCAUACGCGUAGCAUUUUAUUUGAUCUACUUGUAUUCUAAAAUUGGAAAUCAUAGCGGAAAUCAUAGGAAUACCAAUCGAUUAUAUUUUAUAUCAUGUACAUCUCGGGCAUUGGCUGUUCGCAUUCGAACAUUUUGUACAACUCGCAGUGAUUUACGAAAGAACGAUCUUAGGUAUUAACUCGGAUACUGU
This is a messenger RNA of Frieseomelitta varia, 3064 nucleotides long. Its product is annotated as CBP80/20-dependent translation initiation factor. Gene Ontology annotation, cellular component: cytosol. NCBI's taxonomy places the organism in Eukaryota, Metazoa, Arthropoda, Insecta, Hymenoptera, Apidae. Bases 997 to 2361 code for a protein of 454 amino acids. Gene Ontology annotation, molecular function: RNA binding; protein binding; translation activator activity. Gene Ontology annotation, biological process: regulation of translational initiation. The transcript is spliced from 11 exons. The record is from RefSeq and is a predicted model, not a curated record.